Molecule: messenger RNA, 1389 nt
Organism: Ostrinia nubilalis (European corn borer)
Lineage: Eukaryota; Metazoa; Arthropoda; Insecta; Lepidoptera; Crambidae
Product: histone deacetylase 8-like
Exons: 8
Coding region: 65-1351 (428 amino acids)
Biological process (GO): negative regulation of transcription by RNA polymerase II
Cellular component (GO): nucleus
Molecular function (GO): histone deacetylase activity
Source: RefSeq, a predicted model, not a curated record
CGUCAACAAACUUUGUUGUAUUAAUUUUUAAAACCUUACCGUUUUAAUUUAAUUUUAAUAAAAAAUGAAAGAAAAAGUGUGUUAUAUUUGGGAUGAGGAUUUAAUUGAUCAGUGUAAUCGCUUGCCUGCUGUAUGUGGAAGAGCAAGUAUGGUACAUGAUCUCAUUGUAUCUUAUGAUCUCAAUAAACAUAUGAAAGUUAUUCGUUCAUCUGCUGCCACUUAUGAAGAUCUGAAAAAGUUUCACUCUGAGUUGUACAUUGACUAUCUAAAGUCACUCGUUGAUAUUGAUGAAGAUUAUAUGCCUAAUGCAGUAGAUGAGGAAUAUGGAAUAGGAUAUGAUUGUCCUCCUGUGUCUAAUAUGUACGAGUUAGUAUCAGUGAUUGCUGGAGGCUCCGUAACUGCAGCAAAAAGCCUAGUAAUUGGGGCUGCCGAGGUUGCCAUAAACUGGUGUGGCGGAUGGCACCAUGCUCAGCGAUCUGCUGCUGAUGGUUUUUGUUAUGUCAAUGAUAUUGUAUUAGCUAUUGAAACUUUGAAAUCUAAAUAUCCUAAGGUGUUGUAUAUUGAUCUUGAUGUACAUCAUGGCAAUGGUGUACAAGAUGCAUAUUGUCUAAAUAAGAAUGUGCUAACUCUCUCAUUCCACAAGUUGGAGCCAGGAUUUUACCCAGGGACUGGGAACAUUGAUGACAUUGGCUCGUUGACUGGCAAGGGAUACUCAUGCAAUUUUCCCUUCAGUGCUUGGUACUCCAAUGACACCAUUGAAUAUGUUUUCCAAAAUGUGUUCUCAUCAGUGUUUGACAAGUUUUUGCCCGACGCGGUGGUGGUGCAGUGCGGCGCGGACGCACUAGCGCGCGACCCGCAGGGCGGCGGCAAUCUGACCGCGCGCGGGUACUGCGCGUGCGUCACUGCUGUGCUGGACAAGCGAAAACCGACUCUAUUAUUAGGUGGAGGGGGAUACAAUUAUGCAAACGCUGCGCGUGUCUGGACUUCGAUCACCGCCCUCGUAGUUGGAGAGACGUUAGAUGAAAACAUUCCUGAACACAGCCAUUGGACCAAAUACGGACCGGACUAUAUGUUGGCGGUGGAACCCAUGUUAGCUAGAGAUACAAACAAAAAAAAUCAUCUUGAUAAGUGCAUUGCUGAAAUAAGAGAUAAUUUGCAAAAAUAUGUAAAACCAAGUAAAUUCCAAGAACGGAUGCUGAAGAGAAAGAUCGACACUGGCGCUCAUCAUGAACAGAAUGACGAAAAGAGCUGUGAUAAUGUUAAUCUGAAUAGUAAAUCGAUAAGCAAAGAUAAAGAUAGUGCUAAAUUACCAAAAACUGUUUCCUCUGAUGUGUAUGAUUUUAUAGACUGAUGUAGUUAUAGGAAUUUAAUUAUAUGUUUCAUUUGUUA